AUGGAUGGUAGGAGAAUAACGGUGAGUCCUAGACCGUGUUGUGGGCGACGUGUGGUGGCGAAGAAGCGGCCCCGUGGGGGCUUUGAUGGGUUUGUCAACAGCGUGAAGAAGCUCCAAAGGCGAGAGAUUUGCUCUAAGCGUGACCGUGCUUUCAGCAUGAGCAACGCUCAGGAACGGUUCCGCAACAUCCUUUUGCAGGAGGAAUAUGAUACUCAUGAUCCCAAGGGACAUUGUUCCAUGGUGUUGCCAUUUCUCACAAAGAGGUCACAAAUUAUUGAAAUAGUUGCUGCCCAUGACAUUGUCUUUGCUCUUGCUCAAUCUGGUGUUUGCGCAGCAUUUAGCCGAGAGACUAAUCAGAGGAUAUGCUUUUUGAAUGUCAGUCAUGAUGAAGUAAUUAGGAGCUUAUUCUACAAUAAAAAUAACGAUUCACUCAUCACCGUUUCAGUUUAUGCUUCAGAUAAUUUUAGUUCCUUGAAAUGCAGAACCACGAGGAUUGAAUACAUAAGAAGGGGCAAACCAGAUGCUGGUUUUCCUCUCUUUGAGUCAGAAUCAUUGAAAUGGCCAGGUUUUGUUGAGUUUGAUGAUGUAAAUGGGAAGGUUCUUACUUAUUCUGCACAAGAUAGCAUAUACAAGGUGUUUGACUUGAAAAAUUAUACGAUGCUGUACUCCAUCUCGGAUAAAAAUGUUCAAGAGAUUAAGAUCAGUCCAGGAAUCAUGUUACUAAUAUUUACCAAGGCUAGCGGUCAUGUUCCUCUAAAGAUUCUUUCAAUUGAGGAUGGAACUGUUCUUAAAUCUUUCAACCAUCUACUUCACCGAAACAAGAAGGUGGAUUUCAUUGAGCAGUUCAACGAAAAGCUACUAGUCAAGCAAGAGAAUGAGAACCUCCAGAUUCUUGAUGUCCGCAAUUCUGAGUUAACAGAAGUUAGCAGAACAGAGUUCAUGACUCCAUCUGCAUUUAUAUUUUUGUAUGAGAACCAGUUAUUCCUGACAUUUAGAAACCGAACAGUAGCUGUUUGGAACUUCCGUGGGGAGCUUGUGACUUCAUUUGAGGAUCACCUGUUAUGGCAUCCUGAUUGCAAUACCAACAACAUUUACAUAACGAGUGAUCAGGACCUUAUCAUUUCUUAUUGCAAAGCUGACUCUGAUGAUCCCUUAUCAGAAGGAAAUGCGGGUUCUAUCAAUAUCAGCAAUAUCUUGACAGGGAAGUGUCUAGCAAAAAUAAAAGCAAGCAAUCGUCUUCCUGUUGAUGGUUGCAGUUGCAAUGCAAAUUGUGGUGGCAGAAGUUGCAACUCCAAGAAGCGUAUUCAGGCUUCUAGAAUUAGGAACACUGUGGCAGAAGCUCUGGAGGACAUCACAGCUCUCUUCUAUGAUGAAGAGCGCAAUGAGAUCUACACCGGAAAUAGACUCGGCCUUGUCCAUGUGUGGUCUAACUGA
Molecule: messenger RNA, 1434 nt
Organism: Fraxinus pennsylvanica
Lineage: Eukaryota; Viridiplantae; Streptophyta; Magnoliopsida; Lamiales; Oleaceae
Source: the annotation of a GenBank genome assembly